Molecule: messenger RNA, 3183 nt
Organism: Nycticebus coucang (slow loris)
Lineage: Eukaryota; Metazoa; Chordata; Mammalia; Primates; Lorisidae
Gene: SMAP2
Product: small ArfGAP2
Exons: 12
Coding region: 879-1928 (349 amino acids)
Molecular function (GO): GTPase activator activity
Source: RefSeq, a predicted model, not a curated record
GCGGAGGUGGAGAGGAAGAGCUGCCGGAAGUAGGCUGCGGAGGUGGUGGCCCAGCAGGCAGCAGCUGCCAGGGAAACCGCAGCGCGGGACGCACGACCCGCAGACAGGCUCGGAGGUCAUUUCUGUGUCCAGCACCCAGGAGGCCCGAGAGCUCUCUUUGUCUGGGCCAAAGGUCCCUGGUCCAGCAGCUCCCCUGGACUCGGGCCUUUCGCUAAGCCCGCCAGGGGGCGCCACACUGAGGGGCUGCAGAGUUGGGGGCAGGCGCCGCUGACAGGAGCAGGGGCGCCUGGCGGGGCAGGAGGAGAGCACUCUCCCCCGCUCAGGAGGUACCCCUGGGCGGGGGACCCGGUGUCCUCACCCCAGACUGAGGCAGGGGUUUCGGGGUGCAAGAAGGGCGCCUUGCCCUCUGCCCCCGCCGGCACCCUGGCCAUGACCGGCAAAUCGGUGAAGGACGUGGAUCGGUACCAGGCGGUCCUGGCUAACCUGCUGCUGGAGGAGGAUAACAAGUUUUGUGCGGACUGCCAGUCUAAAGUUAUACUUCUGUUUGAGCAAGUGGCCAGUUUAAGUAGAUACUAACUUUGAAGAAGUUCUGUAUUGGCCCCUGGAAUGUGACAGUUCAGCAUACCACACUGAAAAGGCUUUGUGAAUGCUGGUCCAUUGAUGGCUGAACUGCAGGUCUCUCCCCAGUGGAAAACCCCAGAGAUGAGCCAAAUCUGCCUUCAGCUGUGGCCAUCCAUCAGCGGCCACGAUGGGCCUCCUGGAACAUUGGUGUGUUCAUCUGCAUUCGAUGUGCUGGAAUCCACAGGAAUCUGGGGGUGCACAUAUCCAGGGUAAAAUCUGUUAACCUCGACCAGUGGACUCAAGAACAGAUUCAGUGCAUGCAGGAGAUGGGGAAUGGGAAGGCAAACCGACUAUAUGAAGCCUACCUUCCUGAGACCUUCCGGCGACCCCAGAUAGACCCAGCUGUCGAGGGAUUUAUUCGAGAUAAAUAUGAGAAGAAGAAAUACAUGGACCGAAGUCUGGACAUCAAUGCCUUUAGGAAAGAAAAAGAUGACAAGUGGAAAAGGGGGAGUGAACCAGUUCAAGAGAAAAAAAUGGAACCUGUUGUUUUUGAGAAAGUGAAAAUGCCACAGAAAAAAGAAGAUCCACAGCUACCUCGGAAAAGCUCCCCGAAAUCCUCAGCACCUGUCAUGGAUUUAUUGGGCCUUGAUGCUCCUGUGGCCUGCUCCAUUGCAAAUAGUAAGUCCAGCAAUAACCUAGAGAAGGAUUUAGAUCUUUUGGCCUCUGUUCCAUCACCUUCUUCUUCAGUUUCCAGAAAGGUUGUAGGUUCUAUGCCAACUGCAGGGAGUGCCGGCUCUGUUCCUGAAAACCUGAACCUGUUUCCGGAGCCAGGGAACAAAUCAGAAGAAAUAGGCAAGAAACAGCUCUCUAAAGACUCCAUCCUUUCACUCUAUGGAUCCCAGACACCUCAGAUGCCUACUCAAGCAGUGUUCAUGGCUCCUGCUCAGAUGGCAUAUCCCACAGCCUACCCCAGCUUCCCUGGGGUUCCACCUCCUAACAGCAUAAUGGGGAGCAUGAUGCCCCCUCCAGUAGGCAUGGUGGCUCAGCCAGCAGCCUCUGGGUUGGUUGCCCCCAUGGCUAUGCCUGCAGGCUACAUGGGUGGCAUGCAGGCGUCAAUGAUGGGUGUCCCAAAUGGAAUGAUGACCACCCCACAGGCCAGCUACAUGGCAGGGAUGGCAACCAUGCCCCAGACUAUGUACGGGGUUCAGCCAGCUCAGCAGCUACAGUGGAACCUUACUCAGAUGACCCAGCAGAUGGCUGGGAUGAACUUCUAUGGAGCCAACGGCAUGAUGAACUAUGGACAGUCAAUGAGCGGCGGAAACGGACAGGCAGCAAAUCAGACUCUCAGUCCUCAGAUGUGGAAAUAAAAACAAAACACCUGUAUGGCUGCCACUCUCCUCAGCCCUCGCUCUCCCUCUUUCUCUCCUUUCAACUCCUUCCACCACCACCCCUCCUCUUUCCUGACUUUUCUUCGUUUGGUUUAGAAAUUGCUCAAUAAGUCAUUUGGGAUUUGGCAUCCUGCCCAGCCCAGCCAUUUCCCAAACAUGAAGACCUCUCUGUUGCUUUAUGUUGUACAUGCCUCCCUAGCCAUCCUGACUCCCUCCCAGGCUCUCAGCCCCUAGUCCUUCCCUGGCACCAGCACCUUAGAAAUUGUUGGCAGAAGGCACUUAAACUGCAGGAGAAACGUGCAUACCCUUGAGUACCUUCCUUCAAGGUUAAAUCAGACUCUGGGAAAGGUCUGCAGAUGAUGCAUAUAGGGAAAGAGGGUAAAGUUUAGAGGUCCUUCUAUAUGUAUCAAUAAGCUAUUUCUAAGUUUUCAGAUUUGAAGAGGGAGGAAACGUGUGGCUCAUGAUUUCAUAGGAUUGAAGAAAGUACUGAAAUCAAAUACUCCUUGGGUUUUGGAUCAGGUUGGCCGUCCCCUUGGAGUGGAGCAAGCCCCCUUCUAUGUGGAAGAGCAGAAAUAUUAGUCUCUUUGCCCUCAGUUGCUUUCUGGAUCUGGGGGUUCAGGAGUUGCUGCUUCAGUCAGCCUUUGUCAGCACCAAAGACUUCAUGAAGAUCACAAACAUGCAUCCCUCCCCCACCUCCUCACUGCCUUCCAUGAGAUCUGGCUCCUUGGCUGGAGGACCAACCUCUGCAGUGGGAAUGCACAGCUUAACAUGUAUACUCUUCAUGUGUGUGCGUGCACAUGUGUGUGUAUGUGUGUGUAUGAGCGUGUGUACUUUGCCUCCCAUCCCCUCCCCAUCUGCUCUGGGUGUUUUGUUUUUUUUUUUAGUUUUAGGUUUACAACAGAGAGGAGUUAAUUUAUCAAGCCUAAAACUGUUGCCAGUUUUUCUUGUAGGUUAAAAAAAUUGCCGUCUCAUCCAUAGCUCCCCUCCUCCUUUUCCUUCUCCCAAUCUGCCAAUCACUUUUACAUGCCUAUGUAUCUGGGGUGCUCUGUAUCCCACCUUUCCAGGUGUGUGAGGCACAGGGCCCAGACCGCUUUCCUCUCAGUCAUUGUUCACCUCACUUGAAAAUUCAAACAAGAAGACUUUGCUUAAAAGAUUUCAUGUGUGGGAACCACAAUUCCCUGGUUGCCUUUCUCCUGUGUAUGUGUAAAUUCCUUAAUAAAUAUUGCAGGGAAGG